Molecule: messenger RNA, 2242 nt
Organism: Corticium candelabrum
Lineage: Eukaryota; Metazoa; Porifera; Homoscleromorpha; Homosclerophorida; Plakinidae
Exons: 1
Coding region: 1-1917 (638 amino acids)
Molecular function (GO): protein binding
Source: RefSeq, a predicted model, not a curated record
AUGGAUGAAGAAACGGUGUCCAUUAGUAAACUGUCUACAAAAGAGCUCUCACUCCCCGUCUACUUGGAUGUUGUCAAAGGCUAUCACCACAAAUCCAAAGAGUGGCGAUCUUUAGAGACAGCGAGCACCAUUUGCCUUCACUAUUUCAAAGACGAGACGGUCCUCACUGCAAGCGUAGAAAGCGGAAACCAGCAGCUGACAAUCCCACUGUACUGUGAUGAACUCUUCGAGCCCCUGCCAUCCAUACCCGAGUUGGAUGACGCAGAAUUUGAAACAGCGGAGCACCUACUGGCAGCUCAAACGAUGCCUUCAAUAGUUAGAGUAACACAGAGCUGGAGCGGAGGCGAGGACGAGAAUACAAUCGAAGAAAACGACGAGCUAGAAGACAUUGAGAUGAUCGAUGAUGAUAAUCUAGGAUCCUGUUUAGUUGCGAAUAGAGUCAUUGCAGUGGAAGACAGUGUUAUGAAGGAGCGCGUCUGCAUUGCGUUCAGCGCAGUGGGCAAAUUUACGACCAAGGCUAACCCUCUCAAGCGUUACACAGCCGUUGACUUGAUACAAUUGCAGUCCUUACCGCGACGUAUGCGCGUCCACAGGAACAAUACAGCUGAGGUCGGUCCGGUACCAGUUAAGAUCAACUCAUUGCAGGUCAGGACUCAGCGGACGGCAGUGUGUAGCGACUUGCACAGUGGCCGUCUCUUUCUUCUGCCUGAAAGUCUCCAGGAAAUCCAACUUCAUGUGCGACGCUCGGCAUAUAGAUCAACUGGUCACGACUUGUCACAGCAUCUGUAUGGGUGGAUGGAGAGUGGAUGUCUGCAACAAGUUGGACCAGAACCCUUCCACCACGUGUUUAACAAGCCUGAGGCAUCUUCGAAUUCUUCGUCUAAGAAGCAACAGACAGGCGGCCUGGCGAUACUGAUGCCCACUGCUACGUCCUGUACAGUCUCUGAUACUAGAGAUCUGCGGAAGUAUAAGACGGUUGAAAUUGCUGGGACAAAGAGUGGGACAGAGUCUCUUCUCACCACUGUAGAACUCGUUAGCUCUACAGCAGAGGAAAAUAUCUUAGCAAGACAUUCUAAAUUGCGCCGGGAAACUAACCAGAUUCAAACUCUGAUCAAUGCAGAAAAAGAGAACUGUUAUACUGACACUGACGGUAAUGAUUAUGAAACUGUGAUCAAUGCACAAAAAGAGGACUGUUAUACUGACACUGACGGUAAUGAUUAUGAAACUGUGAUCAAUGCACAAAAAGAGGACUGUUAUACUGACGGAGACAGUAAUGAUUAUGCAACUGUCCUAGUGGUCUCAAAAAACCAUCAAGUGUCCAAGGGGAACCUGGAGCAGUCUAAAGACUCAGCAGCUGUGACACCACGCUACAUGCCACUGAACCAACUCACAAUUGAAAUAGACUCUCCGUAUGCUAAACCAAACCAUCUGCAUACAGAUCAAUUCAAACGAUGCGUGCUAUCAUCACAACCUCUGCUCCAGAACCCUACAUCACAGCUACAGCAAAAAGAAAUACCAGAAUUGGAAAGAAAAGUUGCCUCCAUGAAAAAAGAGAAUGAAAUGCUUUUGCAUCAGAUCAGCCAAACUGUGGAUAAAGUUGAUCUAGUGACAAACCAAAUACGAACUCUGGAUUUACAUAAAAAACCAGUUAAUGAAAUGGCCCCUAAAGCUUUCAGUCAACAGCUACGGUCACUAACCAACAUCCAAGUAAUCCAGUUAUUGAGAAACCUGCGACUAGGCCAAUAUACAGACAAGGUUCUCGACGCAGCAGUUGACGGACGUCAAUUGGAAGCAUGUGACCGAACAUAUCUAGAAGCUGUGGGUAUGGAACCAGCACAUGCAAUGAAAUUGCUGACAAUAGUCAAAGGAAGAUUGCCGCCAGGAAUGCAAUGGGAAAAUUUGCUACAGCAGAAAUAGAUCAAAUGCUUACAGCUGUAAUAGAUAGUUUUCCACAGAAGGAUACAUUCAUAAUACAAGCUCAGGGUUUAGUCCAGCAACACGAAACAAUUUUUGUCUCCUCGGUAUGAUUGUAAGAAACUCUAAUUUGUGCAAAAGCUGAGACUUUGAACCACUGGUUUGCUAGAGUUGUGUACGAGUUACUGAACUAUUACAACAAAUAACAACAAAACAAGAACAAGUGAGAAAGCUCACAACAUACCAAUUUUCAUGUCGGUCUAACCGACAGACACAGAGUGUCCAUAAACCCUAUAUCCACCUACAAUUUGUAUAUAUUCCACACAAC